AUGCAGGCUUUCUUUUCCGCAUCGAACGAAGAAGAAGCGCUAAUGUCCGGUACACUCGGCUUCAUCCGCUCCGACUGUUCCAUCAAAAUCAGCGAGCAGAGGCGAAAAUACUGGAUAGAGGAGAAGCACAUCAAGAAGAUCUGCCGACUGAUCGCAUCGCUUACGGGAGACCGCAAAACUUUGAACUGGUCCGUAGUGGAGAACAAGGUAUGA
This is a messenger RNA of Cylicostephanus goldi, 213 nucleotides long. NCBI's taxonomy places the organism in Eukaryota, Metazoa, Nematoda, Chromadorea, Rhabditida, Strongylidae. The record is from the annotation of a GenBank genome assembly.